GACUCACUUGCCCCCAUCAGAGUCUUCCUCCCUCCCGACCGCCGUGCUGCACUCCUCAUCCUCACCGCAUGUGUGUGUGUUAGUGUGUGUGUGAGAGUGUGUGUGCUCGCUGGCGUCAACACGGAGCUAUCAGUCCCCCCGAGGCGAUGGAUGCACACACACCGCGCACAGAGCUCCUUCUGCCGCACGACUACUUGAUGCUGCACCGCUAACAGGCAACUAAGUGGAACUACGUUCUUCAUCACGGAAAUCUGACCAGAACUGGACUUAGGAGACCAAGUGGGGGAUGCAGAAUGACUCGACUAUCGCCGCCUCAGAAUCAUCUUGGCUGCCGGCCGCCAUGACGUUUCCCAACAGCAGCGGCAACUCCAGCGGUGCUUUGGAGGGGGCCAUCUACCAGCCGUUGUCCCUGUUCAGUGUACUGACGCUCACCCUCCUGGCCAUGCUGGUGGUGGCCACCUUCGUGUGGAACCUGCUGGUGCUGGUGACCAUCCUGCGUGUGCGGACGUUCCACCGCGUGCCCCACAACCUGGUGGCCUCCAUGGCCAUCUCGGACGUGAUGGUGGCAGCGCUGGUGAUGCCGCUGAGCCUGGUUCACGAGCUCAACGGGCGUCUGUGGAAGCUGGGCCGUGUGCUGUGCCAGGUGUGGAUCUCUUUUGACGUGCUGUGUUGCACAGCCAGCAUCUGGAACGUGACGGCCAUUGCGCUGGACCGCUACUGGUCCAUCACCAGACACCUGGAGUACACGCUCAAGACACGCAAGAAGAUCUCCAACGUGAUGAUCGCCCUCACGUGGCUGCUGUCCUCCAUCAUUUCGCUGUCACCGCUCUUUGGCUGGGGCGAGACAUAUUCCGAGGGCAUGAAGUGCCAGGUGAGCCAGGAGCCGUCCUACACCAUCUUCUCCACCUUCGGAGCCUUUUAUCUGCCUCUCUGUGUGGUGCUCUUUGUCUACUGGAAGAUAUACAAGGCGGCCAAGUUCCGGAUUGGCUCCCGCAAGACCAACACCAUCACACCCAUGGCAGAGCAAACACCUCUCAGGAGCUGCAGAAACAUCAUAAAGCCUUCACACUCAUUUGUUCACAUGAACCGCUCACACGUGCACAGAGACACCUGCCACACUGCGCUAGGCUUGAUCCACUGGCAGCAACAAUUCCACAAGGCAGGCCAACAGAGUUCCUCAUGCAGCACAGCUUCCAAGUUAGCAAAGGUGAAGGAAGAAGCUCAGCGUCCUCAGUUGGUGUUCACUGUUCGCCACGCUACUGUUACCUUCCAGACGGAUGGCGACACAUGGCGUGAGCAGAAGGAGAAGAAGGCAGCGCUGAUGGUGGGCAUCUUAAUCGGCGUCUUUGUGCUCUGCUGGAUCCCGUUCUUCAUCACCGAGCUCAUCGUCCCACUUUGCUCGUGCGACAUCCCGCCCAUCUGGAAAAGCAUCUUCCUGUGGCUGGGCUACUCCAACUCCUUCUUCAACCCCCUCAUAUAUACCGCCUUCAACAAGAACUACAACAACGCUCUGAGGAACCUCUUCUCCAGGCAGCGUUGAGUGCCACUCACCUGUCUGCAAAGAACUUAUGACUACAAAUUGGUCCUUCUCCUCGUAUUUGUGUCCGACCUCACAGCAGGCCCGAGGCAGCUGUCUUCAAAGAGGCCAAUGAAUGUCUUUGUUAAGGAGAAAUGCUUUCCAACUCCCUUCUCAACACUUUCAUCAUCAGCAUGUGUGCAGCUGCUGGGAAUUGUUGCAAACAUUUUAUAAGAAGGUGGGGGGCGGUGUUUAAAGGACGGAACGGAUUGAAGCAGCAAACUACUGAGGGAGUCAUUUGUGUACAAGCAAAUGCUCAUUUGGUGUAAAACAUCAGGAGUGAAAUGGAAUUUGACUCGUGCGACAGACGGCUGACAAAAUGAAGGAAACCAACAGCUUAAAAUUAAUAAAGCCUGCAAAGUCUCAUGAAAUCCAAUAAAAUCCAACCAUGCUCAAACUGUCAGGGAGGUACUCAUUCAAUAACAUGUUUAUUAUUGUGCUUGUAUCACACUGAGAGCUGUUUCUAAUAGGGACGGUCUGAUCAUAUACUCUGGAUUGAUAUCAGUCCGAAAAUAAAACCCCUACGAUCCGAUCCAAACGGCCAAACUAUCACAUAAAUGCUCAAUUUAACGUUGCGUGACAAGCCGUAGAGGGAGGCGCAGCGGCUGUAUUGCAGCACAGAAGAGCCUCAUAGAGCCUCACGCUGUUGUCAUGUCAGCUGUGUGGAGUCACUUAACGUGCAAUAAAGAGAAAAGGAAAACAGCCGAGUGACAGCAGCAUUGAACAUGUCACCGCCACAAAUUUGAUCAAACAUCUGCAAAAGCAUCACAGUAAGGGGUAUGCUGUUUUUCCAGUCAACUAUUGUAAAGGAGAAAGGUACAGUUAUUCAAUCCACUGCUGUGUUGGAAGCUCAGCCGACCGAGACUGCCCUCCUAAACUAAAUUUGUCUGUGCACUUUCAACAAGUGUGAAGAGCAAACGGUACUUCGGCACAGCCUCUGUUAUUAUCCAUGAAAGGAAGAGCAGACUGAUAGCUCAGCAGGAUGAAAAUGUAAAAACAACCUGCCCUCAUGCUGGUGUGACUACAUACAUUAUGUGAGUGACACAAUAGGGCAGGUAUGAGGUUCCAUUGUAUAUUUUCAAGUGGAUUUGCUAUUAUUUGUAUGCUAUAAUUAAUGAAGUUAUGGUGAAGAUUGCAACUAGUUUUGUGCCAUGUCACUGGGCAUCUCAUUGUAUACUGGAAUUCUUAUUUCUUUUUCAAUUGUAUUUUGAACCUUUAAAAGGUGCUGCUAGGUCUGGUGACCAAUCAAAAAUGUUAUGAAAAGCUAUUUGCAUUUCAUGAAAAACUGCACUUUUGGGGGAAUUUUUUAUCCUCAAUACCUAUUUGAGAUGAGAACACACGUCUUUCCCUUUUCUAUACGUUCUUGAUAAACGCUUCGUGCUUGCCAACAACGCUCCAUUUACAUGCCAUGACCCUCAUGUUAACCAAGCUUUCAAAACAUUGUUUUUGGACGAGCUAAACACUGAGGAACUACUUUUCUGGCGUAGUGACACGGCUAGAUCAACUGUGGACAUACAGUAGCUGUGACAUCAAGCACAUGUAUCAAAAUCAUCAUGGUGGCUUACUGGAUGGACAAUGUACGAUCUGUACCGGAAACACGAUCGGUUCUGCACAUGUGCAAAACCUACGUCACUUCCUCCACUUGCAAAUUUUUACAACAGCGCCACGUGCUGUGAUAUUUAUGACAAUUUUUUCAUUUAUGAACAUAAAUGGUCAAUAACAAUACUUUGUAUAUGUAAUAAAUUGGCUGUUUUUUUCUUAGUGGCUCAUAUUAAAAGACUUCGCCAGCAUGCGGAUGUUUUUAUCGUCUUAUAUUCACCAAGAGUGACUACGUAAAAACUUACGCAAUGCACUUAGCCCAUGCACAGAUGCACCACAGGCGUUUACGUCAUAUCCGGUCACGUAUAAUACAGUGUUCCUUCGUUUAUCGCUGGGGAUAGGUUCCCAAAAUAGCCUGCAAUAAGUGAAAUCCGCGAAGUAGCCAACUAUAUUCUUGUAAAAUUAUUAUAUAUGUUUUAAGGCUGUAAAACCCCUCACCGUACACUUUAUACACUUUUCUCAGACGGGCAUUAACAUUUUAACACAUUUCUCUUUGGUUUAAACACUCUGAAAGUUAAAAUUUCGUUUGAAAUUGAAUGAUAAACUUACAAGAUUAAGCGUAACGAUUGAUCGUGACUUGCCCUGGCACCGUUAGGCUGUAGUGUUUUUGUAUCCUUGUUAAAACAUAUUCCUCCUCCAUGAACAAAGAUUCAUUUACAGUGUUCAUGCGCCCUUCUGCCUUCAUUCAGCAUGUAUGAUUGCUAUCACAACAGAAAACAGGCAAUCCUGCACAAAGGAGAUUGAUUGACAAUGGUCUACAGCCAAUCAGAACGCAGAUCACAAUGGGCGUGUUCUCCCUUAGCCAAUCAGGACUGUUGUGGCUCUGACACUCUGGGCACGUCUUCAACUCUCACGAGAUUACAACACCGUCUCCUGGUAGCAGUAGUAAAUACAAUAACAGACACAUGCAACAGAGCACCGAUAGAUCACUCUAAUACACCACAAGGACGCAGAACACUGCGCGUUCACACGCGGUCAAAAAAGAGUCAAAAUUGCACUUAAAAAAAUCCGAAUCCGCGAAAGGUGAACCGCAAUGGAGUGAGGGAACAGUGUACAUGAAUAAAAACACAGAUACAAUAAACCAUAUAAAACAAAACAUAAAAUGCUGUGAUAUCUGAAUUUACGCGACAGUAAGCAGAGGACAAAGAUGGAUUUGUCCGUGUACCAACAGCUACAGUUUUUUUCUAAACAGAGAAAUACCAUCCAUCCAUCCGAAAAUAUCUUGCCAGCAAAUAUUUUUAUGUUUUUUGUCUGUAGGUUUUCAGUACUGAAAAACAGAAUUAAAUAAUUUAUACAAGUAGGAAAGGAGGCUUAUCAUUUCUCCGCCUUGCACAUUGAAUAUAACGGGGUGGGGGAGUGGUGUACAAAUCGGGGUGCCUGAUGCUUGAAUGCCGUAAAAUAGAUGGACGGAUAACGUAGUUUACACAUGCGUAGUACAAAUCUGGUUGCCUAACACUGCCGAAAAAUAGGCCGAGCAGAUCGUGUUUCCGGUACGGAUCGUGUAGUGAUAGUCCAUCUGAUUCAGCUGGCCUGGGACAUCUUUUCCAGUUAAUUUUGGGUGUGCAAAAAAGGUUUCCACCACUGGAGGGCUAACAAUUCUUCAUUCGUUGUGAUGGAGUGUCUUGGAGCAGAUAAACAAAGCCUUUCCAUCAAUGGUGACAGUGUGUGCCACUCAGUGCAGUGGAAACACACAAUAUCUGUCGACAUGCCUUGGCAAGCUCCACAUUUACGCCACCAAGUCAUGCCAGUCCUGACUCUCUGGGCCCCAGUCCGCUCCAGUGUUUCACCCUCUCUUCUUGCUCGCUCAGCUUCUAAAACCUGUACUUCAUCCUGCGCAUUUAGGCUCAGAAAGAGAAGGUUCUGAUUCCUGACUUGUCCCAAAGUAGUCAUUGGUAGCAGCUCCCAAAGUCUGCCAUAGCAAACACAGAACAUGCUCUAUGUAUUGAGUCAUGCCUGGUGUGUAAUAUCUUGACCAUCCCCAUGUACUGUAGCUAAAAAAAGGUAAGCUUGCCGCAGAAUGAUGUGAAAGAAGAAUGAUGUCACAUAUUGUUGUUUCUUUCCUUCACUUUGUUCCAUGUCUGUUUUCCCAAGACACUCACAUUCCUCCCUAAUUUCAAACAGAGCUAAUUAACCAUUUGCAACUUUGUCUAUUUAUUUUUGUGGCGUAUCUCUGGAGUUUCCAAGUGAACAAAAACAAUUUCUUAGUUGGUUGCAGAUGAAAAUGUUUAAGAUUUGUUUUUUUCACGGCACAAAGGUUCACCUGAGGACAAAUAGGCACACCACACCUCACACACUGUUGAUGUACAAUAUUCCUGCAUACAUCACGGUGAAAUAUAAAGCUGCAUUUAUUAUUCUCCAUAUUUGCAAUGGCAAACUGCUUGAGGGAAGCGGCAAUGAAUUGUAAAGUAAAAACAUCACUGAAUGAAAAUUAGCUGCUAGGAUACUACAUGAGUUGUGUUGGAAGUUAAAAGACUCCAAUAACUCUUUAUUCAUAAAAUUUGUUUUUUUUUCCAAUUGUGUGGCUUUAUCUUGUUUACGUUCAUUAAGAAGGCUUGGGUAUAGUUUACGUAUUAUUUGAUAACAGUGGUAAACAAAAAAAAAAAAGGGAAACGUACAGAUUUAAUAUAAAAACAAUGCCUUUUGUUUUUACGGAAUUUUGGGACAUGCAACUUGAACAGAAUAGUAAUUUAAAUACUUCAAUAAUACAGUUGAAUCUUGGUUAGUGUCAUUAAUUAGGUCCAGAAGGUCAGGUUCGAAUCAAAACGGAUGUUAACCAAAUCUAUUUUUCCCAUAAAUCCCAUAAAUCCAAUUAAUCUGUUCCAGAAAGCCAAAAAUAUGAACACAAAACACGUUUUCAUAGUUUUACAAUUAUAGUUUCAUUGCACAAAACUAUUCAAAAUGCAUAUAAAAACACAUAAAUGAUGAAUGAAAGGGAUAAAUGAACAUUUACUUUUACCUUCAUUGAAGACACAAUGUGGAAGCAAGAAACCACACAGACACCACCUUCCUGUUUUGCCAUGAGUUAUUUCUUGAAUUCCAAAGUGUUUCUCACAUCAAUACUGUAACCACAAAUGGAGCCAAAAAAGUUAUGGGAAACAUUAUUGAAUUCAAGAAAGAAGUUAUAACCAAACAGGAAAAUGGUGUCCGUGUGGUAUCUCGCUGCCAAAUCGUGUUUUUGGGAACAGUCAUUUCGUCAAUGAUGGUAAAAGUAGCCUUAAAUGAUCAUUUAUUCUGAUCAUUCGUCAUGUAUAUGCGUUUAGAAUAGUUUUAUGCAUGUAAAAUUAUAAUUGUAAAACUAUAACUUUUGACAGUUUGCUGAUGACAUCAUAGACGAGCGGCCCUUGUUAGCAAGCUGUGCUAACAAGGGCAUUUGUGAUAAAAAUACAUUAAGAAUACAGUUGGGCUCACACAGUGUAUUAAUAACACCACACGAUACAUGCCAUAUUGAAUGCCAGGUGUGUCCAAAUUGCACCCAGGGGGCCAUUUUUUUUUUGUUGGCUCGGGGCAAAAUGUAGAAGUAACAUUAAACCCAAAAAAACAACAAAAACUGGAAAGAUAAAAAAAGGGACAAUGUGAAGAAAUAAUGAUACUAAUAACUACAUUAUUAUACAUUAUUAUCAUACAAAUCUUUGUCUUGAUAUAAUUACAGCAGUCCCUCGCUACAUCGCAGUUCAAAUAUUGCUUCAUCACUCUAUUUUUUUCAAACAUUAGUUAAUUAAUAAAUCAUUGCUGUUUUGUGAUUGACUACAUCCUAUCAUUAGUGAAAAAAAUAUGCAUAUUGAAGCUAAUUGUACAGAUUUUUUCCCAAAUGGCAUAAAAAUGUCUAAAUGAACUAAAAUACAAAUACAGUAUAAGCCAUUAAGACCACUAACUUGUCAAAGUAGUAUUCUACAUUGGUGUCAUUAAUGGAGACCACCACCAAAGCACCAGACCCCACCAAACUCCCCCCACAGCACUUGAGAAAAAUAAGUUACUGACAAGUUGUUACUUACUGCAAUAUCACCUUCAAGCACUUGUUGCAGGUGACUGAGUUGGCAUCUUCUGAGGUGAAGUACAACCACACAAGCCCUGAGCAUUUUAACGAGAUGCUCACCGCCGAUGAUGAAAAACUGUCAUCAAUCAAAACAUCGGCAGUAAUACAGGGGUGUGAAAAAGUGUUUGGCCCCUUCCUGAUUUCUUAUUUUUUUGCAUGUUUGUCACACUUAAAUGUUUCAGAUCAUCAAACACAUUUAAAUAUUAGUCAGUGACAACACAACUGAACACAAAAUGCAAUUUUUAAUUAAACUUUAUUGUUAAGGGAUAAAAAAAAUCCAAACCUACAUGGCCCUGUGUGAAAAAGUGAUUCCCCCUAAACCUAAUAAGUGGUUGGGCCACCCUUAGCAGCAACAACUGCAAUCAAGCGUUUGUGAUAACUUGCAAUGAGUCUCUUACAGCGCUGUGGAGGAAUUUUGGCCCACUCAUCUUUGCAGAAUUGUUGUAAUUCAGCCACAUUGGAGGGUUUUCCAGCACGAAGCGCCUUUUUAAGGUCAUGCCACAGCAUCUCAAUAGGAUUCAGGUCAGGACUUUGACUAGGCCACUCCAAAGUCUUCAUUUAGUUUUUCUUCAGUCAUUCAGAGGUGGACUUGCUGGUGUGUUUUGGAUCAUUGUCCUGCUGCAGAACCCAAGUUGGUUUCAGCUUGAGGUCACCAACAGAUGGCCGGACAUUCUCCUUCUGGAUUUUUUGGUAGACAGCAGAAUUCAUGGUUCCAUUCAUCACAGCAAGUCUUCCAGGUCCUGAAGCAGCAAAACAGCCCCAGACCAUCACACUACCGCCACCAUAUUUUACUGUUGGUAUGAUGUUCUUUUUUUGAAAUGCAGCAUUACUUUUAUGCCAGAUGAAAUGGGAGACACACCUUCCAAAAAGUUCAACUUUUGUCUCCACAGAGUAGACCACAGAGUAUUUUCACAAAGGCCUUGGGGAUCAUCAAGAUGUUUUGUAGCAAAAUUGAGACAAGCCUUAUUGUUGUCUUUGUUCAGCAGUGGUUUUCGUCUUGGAACUCGUUUUUGCUCAGUGUCAUUGUUAUGGUGGAAUCAUGAACACUGACCUUAACUGAGGCAAGUGAGCGCCUGCAGUUGUUUGGAUGUAUUUGUGGGGUCUUUUUGUGACUUCUUGGAUGAGUCGUCGCUGCGCUUUUGGGGUCAUUUUGUUUGGCCGGCCACUCCUGGGAAGGUUCACCACUGUUGCAUGUUUUCGCCAUUUGUGGGUAAUGGCUCUCACUGUGGUUUGCUAGAGUCCCAAAGCUUUAGAAAUGGCUUUAUAACUUUUUUCUUUCUUAAUUCAAUUAGUUAAGUUAUGUUUAAGUUAUGUUUUAACAAGGGGGCAAUCACUUUUUCACAAAGGGCCAUGUAGGUUUGGAUUAUUUUCCGUUUAAUAAUAAAAAGUUUCAUUCAAUUUGUUUGAUGAUCUGAAAUAUUUAAGUGUGACAAACAUGCAAAAAAAUAAGAAAUCAGGAAGGGGGCAAACACUUUUUCACACCCCUGUAUACCUCAUUUUUGCCUCAUUUCAGCACCACUAAAUUUAGCUUACUAAAUUUACUUUAAAUGAUUAGUAAAUAUUAAUUUAGCAGUAAAAUAAGGCACCAACAUCUACUUAGUUUUUUUGGUCUGAUUACCAUCAUUAAGUUGACACUGGUGCUGUUAUGGUACAGAUGUUUUGGUACAGAUCACUAUUCUUAGAAUAAAGUGCACCAAACUAGAAGUGAUGCUGUGACUUCAUCACCGUUGCAACAGUGCAAAUUUUCCAUGGGACUAUCUGACAAGAAUAAACUUUUGUGUAUAGGAAAAUGAAAGCGCUUAAAGCCUCUUGCUGCAUAGCAGAGCUAUUGUGAUGCACUUAAAAUGCCACGAAAACAUGUGUUUUGUGUUUUGCAAUCAUUUUUAUGCAUGUAUUUUCCCUCACAAAAACUGUCAGGUAAAGCAAAAAAUAUGUUGUUAUUUACAAAUGACAGUAUAUCAUCUUUGUGUAUAUUCAAGUUGGAAAAACAAAAGAGAGUAGAACUUACCUUUGUCUGUUGUGUGUGGCGGCCCAGAUGAGAAUACUUUGCAUCAUCAUUUCUGUGUCUUAUUGGUGCCAAAUCUUGCCAAAAGAUGGGAGAAAAAAAGACAUGAGGAACGGUCCAUCAGUGCUAUUUGUUUCACUGUGUGCAUGUUUGCUUUGGAUUCAGAGGGAAAAAGCUGAUAAUAAACAUGUGAAGUAAAGUAGUGUGGUAGUCCUACUACAGUAUGUCCAAUAAUAGCGAGAUGAAGAUGUUCAGAGUGAGGAGUGUUUAACCAAAGCAAUAAGUGUUCAUUCUGAUGCAAAGACAUUCACAGCACUGGACGUGAUUGAAGAAAGCGCCAGUGGCAAGUGCUAUCUGGCCACGGCAGCCCUGCCAGCGGAACUAAACGCAUUUACACUGAGAGGCCCCUGGCCAUGGAAGCUCAACAUUACAUUUAUGAUACACUCAUACACACACACACACACACACACAGAGCUUUACAGUCUAGUGCGAGCAUAAAGGGGCAACAUUCAACUACAUUAAAACACGUCAGCCAGUCCUUCAAGUUAAUCACCAUAGUACAGCACUUGACUUCUUUUUACACCUCAAAUGUCCUCAAAAACAGAGUUAAGCAGUUAAUAAAGAUUUUAUGAUGGCCACAGGUUGACAGGGUGGGAUUUUGUUGGACCUUAAAGGUUCCAUUAUCCGUUUAUAGCAGUUAAUUGGGUCCAGACCCGACUACAAUAAAUAUAUUUCCACGAUAUAGGAUUCAUUGUUAAUAAAUAAUAUAUGAAUAAUAAUAAUAAUACAAUAUUUUUAUAGUUAAAGCAUAGAA
This is a messenger RNA of Dunckerocampus dactyliophorus (ringed pipefish), 10027 nucleotides long. RefSeq names its product 5-hydroxytryptamine (serotonin) receptor 5A, genome duplicate b (gene htr5ab). Gene Ontology annotation, biological process: adenylate cyclase-activating adrenergic receptor signaling pathway. The record is from RefSeq and is a predicted model, not a curated record. NCBI's taxonomy places the organism in Eukaryota, Metazoa, Chordata, Actinopteri, Syngnathiformes, Syngnathidae. The coding region runs from base 287 to 1540 and encodes 417 amino acids. Gene Ontology annotation, cellular component: plasma membrane. The transcript has 5 exons. Gene Ontology annotation, molecular function: G protein-coupled serotonin receptor activity.